AUGACGUCGAAUGCUCCGAAAUUCCGGCUCCUCCAUCUACCCCGGUUGGCUUUAGAAAGUGUAUUAAGCAAUUUCGAUCAUUUGGAUCGAUUCGAGUUUUCAACUUGUUCAAAGCGUUGUAAGCUAAUUGUGAAAUCACUCAAACAUGGCUUCACUGAGAUCGAAGUUGAAUUAUUUAAUGAUCUCACGUCCGUCAAUGUGAUUAGUGGUAGGCAUUUGAAGGAAUAUACUCGGUUUCAUCUUUUCGAAUCACCUGCAUGCGGUAAUCACCAGUUUCGAACAUUUAAUGGCCGGACAGUUCGAAUGAGAAAAACUGAUGGAACCGUUUGUAUUUAUUGUUCAGAAGGAUUGACAGUCAAAGCUCUCGUCGAUCAUUUUGGAGAAAUUUUUAAAGUUCCGAUUACAACAUUGAAAUUCUUUUUACAUGGUUUCGAUAACUACCGCCACUUUGUACAAUGUUUUCCAAAGUACGAAAAUUUGAGAAUUUGUGGAAUGUGGCCAAUCCCAGAAGAAGACAUUACCUAUCUCAAAGAACAUGUGAAACACAAUCACUUUUACAUAAACGGAAAUCUUCGGUAA
Messenger RNA from Caenorhabditis remanei, 579 nucleotides. RefSeq lists its product as uncharacterized. The record is from RefSeq and is a predicted model, not a curated record. Bases 1 to 579 code for a protein of 192 amino acids. Gene Ontology annotation, molecular function: protein binding. The transcript has 3 exons. Lineage: Eukaryota; Metazoa; Nematoda; Chromadorea; Rhabditida; Rhabditidae.